Molecule: messenger RNA, 4099 nt
Organism: Monodelphis domestica (gray short-tailed opossum)
Lineage: Eukaryota; Metazoa; Chordata; Mammalia; Didelphimorphia; Didelphidae
Gene: SIRT1
Product: sirtuin 1
Biological process (GO): negative regulation of DNA-templated transcription
Cellular component (GO): nuclear inner membrane; nucleus; rDNA heterochromatin
Molecular function (GO): transcription corepressor activity; histone deacetylase activity, NAD-dependent; p53 binding
Source: RefSeq, a predicted model, not a curated record
GCGCGUCUGCUGAGCGGGUGGGCGGGGGCGAGAGCGGGCGGCAGAGCGCGGGCGGCGGAGGCGGCGCCGAGGCCAGGCCCAGGCCGAGGCCCAGGCCCAGGCCCAGGCAGGCGGGAGGCGGUUGAAGAUGGCGGAUCAGGCGGCGCUCGCCCUGGAGCCCAGCGCAGGCGGCGCAGGUCCCGCGGAGCCCGGCGGGGAGCCGCUCAGCAAGCGGCAGCGCAGGGACGGACCGGGCCAGGGCCCGGGGGCGGAGCGGGCUGUCGGGGCGGGGAGCCCGGGCCCGGAGGCGGCGGCCGCCCCACUCGGAGAGGCCUCGGAGGCAGCCGCCCCCGGCGGGGACAAUGGGCCCGGCCCGCGGAGCCAGCGGGGCCUGCCCCGGGAGCCGCCGCCCGCGCCGCCGGACGACGACGACGACGACGAGGAGGAGGACGACGACGAGGAGGAGGAGGAAGAGGGGGGCGAGGACGAGGACGAGGCGGCGGCGGCGAUUGGCUACCGAGAAAAUCUCUUCAGUGAUGAAACUCUUGCCAAUGGCUUUCAUUCCUGUGAUAGUGAUGAGGAUGACCGUGCCUCUCACGCAAGCUCCAGUGACUGGACUCCCAGACCUCGAACAGGUCCUUACACUUUUGUGCAGCAGCAUCUCAUGAUUGGCACAGAUCCUCGGACGAUCCUGAAGGAUCUGCUGCCAGAAACAAUCCCACCACCUGAGCUAGAUGAUAUGACUCUCUGGCAGAUUGUUAUCAACAUCCUUUCAGAACCACCAAAAAGGAAAAAGAGAAAAGAUAUUAAUACAAUUGAGGAUGCUGUGAAGUUAUUGCAGGAGUGCAAAAAGAUCAUUGUUCUCACUGGAGCUGGGGUAUCUGUUUCCUGUGGAAUACCUGACUUCAGAUCAAGAGAUGGUAUUUAUGCCCGCCUGGCAGUAGAUUUCCCCGACCUCCCUGAUCCUCAGGCAAUGUUUGACAUUGAAUAUUUCAGAAAGGAUCCAAGACCAUUUUUCAAGUUUGCAAAGGAAAUCUAUCCUGGGCAAUUCCAGCCAUCUCUCUGCCAUAAAUUUAUAGCCUUGUCCGAUAAAGAAGGAAAACUACUUCGAAACUACACUCAGAACAUAGAUACACUGGAACAAGUUGCAGGGAUUCAGAGGAUAAUUCAGUGUCAUGGUUCCUUUGCAACAGCUUCUUGCUUGAUUUGUAAAUACAAGGUGGAUUCUGAAGCUGUACGUGAAGAUAUUUUUAAUCAGGUGGUUCCUCGAUGUCCCCGGUGUCCUGCUGACGAGCCACUUGCCAUCAUGAAGCCAGAGAUUGUGUUCUUUGGGGAAAACUUACCAGAGCAGUUUCACAGAGCCAUGAAGUAUGACAAGGAUGAAGUCGAUCUCCUCAUUGUUAUUGGGUCUUCCCUGAAAGUAAGACCAGUAGCGCUGAUUCCGAGUUCCAUACCCCACGAAGUGCCUCAAAUCCUGAUUAACCGGGAACCUCUGCCUCACCUGCACUUUGACGUCGAGCUUCUGGGGGACUGUGACGUCAUCAUCAACGAGCUCUGCCAGCGGCUCGGCGGCGAGUACGCCCGGCUCUGCUCCAACCCGACGAGGCUUUCGGAGAUCACGGAAAAGCCUCCACGACCGCAGAGGGAGCUGGGCGCCCGCUGGGGAGCGCUGCCGCCCACGCCGCUCCACGUUUCCGAAGACUCUAGUUCCCCCGGCAGAACUUCCCCGCCAGACUCUUGGGCAGGUGAGAGGAGAGCCGGGGAGGCCGACGAUGGGGCCGCAUCACGGGGGAGCUGCAGAGCGGACAAGCCGCCACCGGAGGUUCACCCUGCGAGCAUCACGGAGCAGCUGGAGGAUGCCGGAGCCAACGGUGGGGAGAAAAACGAAAGAACUAACGUCGUGGAAACCCUGAGGAAGUGCUGGCCUAACAGGCUCGCCAAAGAGCAGAUCAGUAAGCGGCUUGAUGGUAACCAGUACCUCUUUUUACCGCCAAAUCGCUAUAUUUUUCAUGGCGCCGAGGUGUACUCAGACUCUGAAGACGACGUCCUGUCCUCCAGCUCUUGUGGCAGCAACAGUGACAGCGGCACCUGCCGGAGCCCCAGCCUAGAGGAGCCCAUGGAGGACGAGAGCGAGAUGGAAGAAUUCUACAACGGCCUGGAGGAGGCCGACGGUCCCGAGAGAGGCGGCCCUGCGUGCGCGUGCGACAAAGAGGACCAGCGCGCCGUCGGCGAAGCCGCGUCCAUCACGGACGAGGCCGCUGCGAUCGACCAUCCGUCCAGCAGGUUAUAAUGCCGUCUCACCUGGGGACGGGAACUUUUCCACCAGCAUUAGGAACGUUGGCAUGUCAGAAUGUUUACUUCUGAACUGGAGAGCGAGGAAGACCGCGAGGGUGUGGCGUUUAGAGAUGGUGAAAGCAGAUUUUCAUGUCUAAUUUUUACUUUUUCAGUAAUUCUAUAACUGUACACUCAACACUAACUUUUUUAAAAGAAAGGUAAGGUACUAAGUAUCUUUAGUCAGCUGUUAGUCACUAUGCUCACUUUUUUCCAAGAUUCAUUUUGUGUGAUAAUGCAUCUGUAUGUAUAUAUAGUUUGUUUGGAUUUUUUUUUCGGGGUGGAAAGGGGGUGCCUAGUGAAUUUCAGCAUUUUAAAGUUUUCCAAAAGCCAUUGGAUGUUAAAUUAAUAUAAAGGGAACAGCUAAUCUAGACCAAAGACUGGUAUUUUUCUCACCUUUUUUCUUUCUAACAUUUUGAAUGGUUGUUUCACACCUUCGUGCUUUCUGUUUCUGAAUUUUUUAUUCAACAAAGCAGCCCCCUUUUACCCCCCCCUCAAAAACACUGGCAUUUUCAAAGACUCGAGUGGCAGCUACCUUUAAUUUUGGUCUCAAAAACAUGUAAUGUGAGUAAAUAGAAGUUGACGAUACCUGGGGGGGGCACCACAAGGCCUGCGGAUGGGUCGGCACUAUCUGUGGCUCAGGAAGCCAACGUGGAAGACUUUGGCUAAAUGCUUCCAAAAUGUUUCAGUGAGGCGCCCGUUCGGUGUAAAUGCCCAUCGCUGGGGUGCAGCUUGCAUUGGCCCUUUCCCACAAACGUUCAACUGCCAAGAUGUGACUAUGCCAGGCUUUUCUUGAAUCUGCAAUAAUGGUACUUCUUCCAUGUUCUCAUAGCCACACUAGAAUUCCAUAUGUUCAAUUUAUUCUUUUUUUGACUGUUUUCGCUUUCCAAAUACCACAGGAGAGUGACAGGAAGCUGAUUAGAAUUCCAAAGUAAUGCAAGUCAGUGCGUACCCACACGCACACACUCUGCCAGAAAGUGUGCCUCUUGGAGGCCAUACACGUGUUACCUCCUCUUCUAGAGGAUUCAGAAUAUAAUAAAAAUGCCAAUCGCUAGUCUAGCAUGACGGAGCACUUGCCAUGGCACAGAGGGUCAUAGCAGCAGAGCCAGUGAAUGGAACUGGUUCCUCUAAUGUAGCUUUGUGUAAAAUGUAAUGUAGCCUGCCUUAAAACUCCAUCUCCAUUCCUCCGCUACAGAUUUUCCAGCUUUCUGAAGUUCAUAUUUUGUAAAAUUGCACAAUAAAGCAUUUAUUUUCCAAACCACUUUUUCAACAUGACCCAAAAACUACAGAUUAUUCAUACUUUGCUUUAAUAUUUAUUACAGUGUUUAGUAAGGGUUUUGAAAUUGUAGCUGUUCUUUAAGCAUAAGACACUGAUCCGGACCAUAACUGCCAGAGACGGAAAGUGGCGUUUCAGAGAGGAUGUUGUGCUCAUCUCAAAGAUGUCGGCAUGUUGUCUUGAAGUCUAAAUUCUAAGAGAUCUCAGGCCUUGGUUCCUUGAAAGAAUGCAGUAUGUUUCAUUUUCAUUUGCAUGAUACGAUGUGUUUGUGCUAUAGAUGAUAUUUUAAAUGGAAAGAUUUCUGUUUUAAAUUAUUUUUACAGUGAGGAUUGUUUUCAGCUCUUUUUAUAUUGUAUAUAUAGUGUCUUUUAUGUAAUCUACCGGCAUAUGUUUUGUAGACUGUUUAAAAUGACUGGCUCCCUGCAACUUUUGAAAUACAAAACCAGUGUUUUAUACUUGUACACUCUGUUAAAGUCUAUUAAAAUGGUCAUUUGACUUUUUCUUUCUGUUAAA